Messenger RNA from Acyrthosiphon pisum (pea aphid), 3671 nucleotides. RefSeq names its product sentrin-specific protease 2-like. Lineage: Eukaryota; Metazoa; Arthropoda; Insecta; Hemiptera; Aphididae. Gene Ontology annotation, cellular component: nucleus. The record is from RefSeq and is a predicted model, not a curated record. Gene Ontology annotation, molecular function: deSUMOylase activity. The coding region runs from base 1818 to 2456 and encodes 212 amino acids. The transcript is spliced from 5 exons. Gene Ontology annotation, biological process: protein desumoylation; proteolysis.
ACACGUCGGAAACGGCGCGGCGCGUCCGUACGACGUCCUUUUCUCGUUCGCCAACACCGAAACGUCACCGUGUCCGCGGCGGUCUCGCACAAAUAUGGCCGCCGAUCCGUUCCGGGGUACGGCCGCGGCCCGAGUCCGUGUGCGCGCCGCCAUGCGAUUUUCGUCCCGAACGCGAUCGAAACCGACCGAAUCGACGUCCGCGCGUCGUAAACCGUCCGAAUUUUUACACCCGAAACGCGCAUUCGACGCGAAACUCCAUUUUUGCCCGUCCAAACCUCGUUAUACAAUAUGGCGUUGGGCACGCCGAGAGCGAAACGACGCCAUUGUUGCGCGUUUCGUCCGAAAGCCGCCCGUCGGCGAAAACUUCGUGUCCGAAAGUCGGGUUACUCGCUGUUUCGUUAUUGUAACAAAAUACGAUAUUUCGCCCAACGGAUUUCGCGAGACCCGUUUCAUGAUCCGAUUCGGUGACGACGGCGGCGGCUUGUGUACGUGCGACGCCAUUUCAACGAUCUCGCCCGUUGUCGUCGCGAGUGCAGGCGCGCCGGCGGACGAAUCGUUUAAACGUUUUUCGUGACGCGUUUUGCGCGUUACUUCGAUCAUAUUUUGUCCGCGUCGUCGGAAAUCUGCUUGCUCGCUCCGCCGAUCGCUUUCCGACGAUUCAUCGUUUGCCGACGUCCGACGUACGUUUCGUCGUCUCGCAUUCGGCGACGUCCCGGUUGUUGUCCUACACAACAGUAGGCAGUUCGUCGACGGCAAGCGGCCCAUUGUCCUAGGACGGUUGACGCUUCGAAAACCGACUCUGUCGAAUUGCGAUUUACGACACCCGAACAGCAGUUACCCUCGGGUCCCGUAGAACUUGGGUUUUUUUUUGGUCGCAAAAUGGCGGCGUAGCACACCCGUAUCCACGGUGCCCUGGUAGAACUCGAAUUUCGUAUUAUGCCUUCCCGGGUCUCGUGUCGUCGUGCCGAAGGGAAAGUCGUCGCGUUUAAAACGUUUAUAAAAAAAUUGUUAUAAUUAUUUACAACCGGGAGGCCAUAUACCUAAUAAAAAACCGCGUGCCAGUAAAAAACAUAGGUAAUCUAUGGUUUUUCGUUACGACGUCUCAAACGACGAAAACGCAAUUAUUUUAGUUUGGAAAAAAACGAAUAAUUUUUUUCUACUUUUUACAAUAUCGCCGUCGGAGAUUGCGUAUCAUCUGCCUCCGUAGACACCGCCGCGCCAUUACGGCUUCGCUCGCAAACGACGACGACGACAACAAUGAUAAUCGUAAUCGCAAACGUUCCUUAUCAAUAACCGAAAAUCUCCGCGUCGCAGCGAGCCCGCCACAGUGCGGCGUUGUCGUUGCGUUCGUCUCCGCGGUUGUUUGCGGACGCCAUUUUUAUUUUUCCGCCGCGAGUCGUGUUCUCGCCGUCCACGAACGACAUUUCUUCGCGCCGCUCGCGUCGACCGUUACAGAAGCCUUCGGAUCGCAGUUUUUUCGUCACGUGUUUGUCGUCAGAAAUCUGUUCGGGCUCCGUCGACGUGUGUCACUCACUUUCCGACGCUUCGUUUACGAUUGUUUACCGACGUCUGGCACAAAUUUCAUCUUGCUUCAGCGUUUCCAUCGUGUCCUAUACGGUAACGUGUGACAGUAAGAAGCUGUGUGAAUUUGUGGAAGAAAAUUUGAUGCUUUGAAAAACUUAUUUACAACACAGAACAAUUUUACAAAUUGCAAUAUAUUGCUUGAAUCGGAUUGUCUGCUGUUGCAUUAUCCAAAUCAAUUUACCAUCAACACUUUAAUUUAUUCAAAUUUUUAGGACUCAAGUUUGUUGACAGGUAUGGCUCCACAUAACGAAUGGUAUUUGAACGAUUGUGUUCUCAACAGUUAUUUUACUUUGAUCAAAAAACACAAUCAAAAUGUAUACGCCUUUGAUACCUAUUUUUAUGAGCGGUUUAAGAUAUCUGGAUAUGAUUCAGUGCAGCGUUGGACAAAAAAGGUUAAUAUAUUUUCAAAAAAAAAAGUUUUUUUUCCAAUCAACGUUCUAAGGUUUAACUUUGCUCAUUGGAUACUAAUUGUGGCUGAUAUGGAGAAGCAAGAACUCAUUUAUUAUGACAGCCUUGCACACAAUUACGAAUUUAAAAUUCAAUGUAAAAUAUUUGACUACUUAGUGGCAGAACACCGACGAAAGUUGGGUAAGGAUUUGCCUAUAGAAGACUGGAAUUUUGUAAAAGGUUUUAACCCCAUGCAGUCUAAUGGAACGGACUGCGGGGUGUUUGUUUGCACAAUCGCAGAAUAUUUAUCAAGAGAUGCCGCGUUCAAUUUCAGUCAACCGAAUAUGCUGUCUUUUAGAAAAUUGAUUGCCCUUGAACUCACUUCCCAAGAACUCAUUAAAGUAGAUGAGGAAGGAGAUGCUUUUGAUCGGGAAAUAACUCGUAUAACUAAAAAAUUUUUAAAGAACAAUUUAAUUUUAAGUUAAAAUCUAUUAUUUGUAAAUAAUAAAAUAUUAGUGUUAAGUAUUUAGAUUUAAUUAUACCAGUGUGAAAAGUUGUAGACAUAAAAUAAAUAAGCUAUUGACUGAUUGUAUUUAUGUAUAUUUGUUAAUAAUUAACAAAUAUACACAGAAUAAUUAUUAUUCUCUUUAAAUGUUAAGUUAAUAUUAUGAGUACUGAUUAGUUUUAUAUUGUUUAAUGUUUAUUUUGUGGAAAAUAUGUUAUAAGGAGAUAAUAAUAUUUUUGAAAACAUAAGAUUGUCAAAUGUCCUUGUUUCUGUAUUUAAAAUGUCAUUCUUAAAUUAAUAUUGAUUUAAUUAUAUCUAUAAUUAUAAGUUAUAGAUGAAAGUGUAACAUGGAAAUGUAUUUGGGUUAUUUACUCGUUCAUAAAUAGGUAAUUGCCUAACUUCUACCAUCUAAAUAAUCUGAAAAUAUGUUUCAUUUAAGUACUUAAAUGUAAUGAUGUGUAUUUGAGCGGAUUGGAAAAUCAUUUAGACCCGAGAAAUAUGAUGCUAACUGGUAUUUUAUAUCAUUUUUUUGCUUGGAAAAUAUGUAUUUGGUUAUCCUUGCCUGUGUAUGCAUAUUGCCGACUAAGGCUUGGAUGUCGGCACAUUUUGUUUUCUCUCUCUCUGACCCAAGCACAACAUAACAAAUUGUAUGUUCACAUUAAUUAUCAUCUCGUAAGCUUUUUUCUACAUUUUAAUUUUAAAGUGAGUUAUGAGUAUUUCAAAAUUGUAAAUUGUGAGAAGUCAAAAUUUUAUAGUUUAAUCUUAAGGGGUAUUUAAUAAUUUGUAGUAUAUUUCAAAAAAAAAAAAAAUAGCAUUAUCCCACAUUUAACAGUUAAUGGCACACAAUUUUUUUUAUAAUUUUUAAAACGUACCUGAACAAUGCAAUGCAAAAUUCUCAUUUUAAUACUUUAAAAUAUUAUUUGAUUUAUUAAAUGUAUAGACAAGCAGGAGCUAAUAACAGUACAUUUCAUAAAUAAAUAAUUGUGAAAAAAAUAUUUUAUACUUCAUAAUAUAGUUUUUUUCGGAAUUUAAUAAGUUGUUAAAAUAUAUAAAAUGUUCUAUUUAUGUAUAUUUAUUUUUACUGAUUUUUGUUUUUGUAUUACUAUUUGUGGUUUUUCAUGUAUUUAUUUAAUUGAAUAAGUAUAUAAAUAAAUUAAUAAUUAAAUUAAUAAAUAAAUUCCAAUAAUUUUCAAAA